AUGUCCGCUAUUACCAGAUUUGACAGGACGUUGCGCAUACUCUCGUACACAGAGCACAACCAACGCCUCCUCCUGAACCCGACCUGGCAGUGCGCCAGGGAGGAUCUCGCCGAGCUCGAAGCAGAGGCCGAGCGGCGCGCCGACGAGGACGAGCAACGGGGGGCUGCGGCUAGAUCAUGUCAUGCUGGUUCGUACCAUACAUUCAGCAGUUCAGCCGUUCGCGUGUUCGAGUCGCGCUUCGUUGCGAUCACCCCUGACGCCGGCCAGCCAUGCUCUGGCACCAUCAAGUUGGUUCUCUGCGAUGGAUACAAUAUCUGUCUUGUGAUGCGUGGCAGGAGUCGGACGAUGCGCACGGAGAGCGGCUCGGACUGUCUGGGGCGAGAGUCUUAG
Molecule: messenger RNA, 390 nt
Organism: Anthostomella pinea
Lineage: Eukaryota; Fungi; Ascomycota; Sordariomycetes; Xylariales; Xylariaceae
Source: the annotation of a GenBank genome assembly